This is a messenger RNA of Pseudopodoces humilis (Tibetan ground-tit), 3243 nucleotides long. NCBI's taxonomy places the organism in Eukaryota, Metazoa, Chordata, Aves, Passeriformes, Paridae. The record is from RefSeq and is a predicted model, not a curated record.
AUGGAAGUGGAAAAGAGCAGCAAGAGGAGUUGCUUCACUCAGACCUCCUGUUUGGGUGAAGAUUUAGGUGAAGACUCGCAGCUGGAGUAUCUCAGUGCUUAUGAGGAGUGUGAGGAGGAUAAGAACAACUCGAGUGAGUUUUCUGAGCAGGGGGAGGUUGAAGAAAUGAAGAAGAUGCCACUGAUUGGUGACAAGGUGCCACCCCAAAUCAGGGCAGGGGAUGAAGAGUCUGGAAAGAGCAAAAGACCCACCCACAGCGUGGCAGUGGAGCCAGACAUUCCUUUCCUGCCACCCAGGGAAAAGGCCCGACUCUGCAAAGGUGCAGAGCCCUCCGAUUUCAGCAGCUGUGAAAAACCUGCGGUGUGCACACAUGGUGCCAGCAGCACUGACAGCCCUGCAGAGCAUGCUGAAACCCAGCUCCCAGUCCCUGAAAUCCCCCCUAGCAAGAAUCCUGUUGCUGGUAUGGAAGCUGCAGAUAAAUCCUCUGGUGGGAGCCCCGGUGCUGUGGAGUCAGAGCAGGGGGAAGCCCUGACGAGUGUUCCCGGUGUGUCUGCAGCUGUGCAGGCUGUGGAUGCUGGCUCUGAUUCUGGCUUCCCAAGGAGCAGAGGCAGCAGUGCCCAGGUCUGUCUCUGCUCCAGGGCAGUGAACACAGAAGUAACCAUGAUGAACAAAACUCGACCUGUGGGGUGGCUGGGUCAAACCUCCGUGGAUGCUGCUUCCAACACAGAGUGGUCCUUCAGAGCUUGGAGCUCACACAUGCAGCAGGAAUCAAAAGAUCAUCUGUGUAUCUGUGACUGGAAGACAGGCACCAACAGGCCAGAACAUCCCAACAAGCAAACUGGGAAGAAUUCUACAUCAGGCUGCUGUCAGAACGUCCUGCAGAGAGCAGCUGAAGCAGAGCUGCAGCUCCUGGCCAUCCAUUACAAGAUGUGCUUCCAGCACUGCUUGAAGGUUUAUGAGCUGGCUUCAGAGGAAAUCACUUAUUUUGGGAGAUGUGAGGAAAAGUCCAAGUUAUAUUCGUCUCUCCUGUUGGUUUUGGAUGAGCUGGACAAUAAUUACAGCAAUAUGAGAACGGAAUUAAACAUGGGCAUACCUUUAAAUGAACUUCCACCACUGUCAGUUGAGCUGAAGUUUUCCCCAAUCUCUUCCUUUUACGUCCCCUCCAAGUUUCUCAGGAAAAGUGUUUACUCUGAUGAUCUUUCAGGUGAAGGGAAAGCUGACUCUGAAGACCCAAAAUCUCAAGAAAAGGGGAUUUCUGUCAAUAUGGACAAGUUACAGACUGAUGGUGAUCAGCCAGGUGACUCUGCCUGCCCUGAGACAUGGGAAGAACAACCUAAAGAUCAGGCUCUGGAACGUGGCUGUGUGAAAAAUGAGGAAGGGAGUGAGUAUUGGUUUGAUGCUAAGGAAGACUUGUCAGUGGCAGAUAUUUCAGUAAUGUGCAGAGAAAUGAAAAAGCAACAAGGAAAACAAGACUCGAUUGACUCAAGAGAAAUGAAGACAGUGGGGAGUGGGAAUGAGCAUUCUUCUGUUCAUGUUGGUGGCCUAAAACCCUCAGUGCCUGAGGAGCCUGGGGAAAAUUCCCUGCAGAAAACAUCCACUUGUCCCUCUGUCAACCCAUCUGGUAUCUUUGUUUCUCCUUAUGCACUGAACUUGAGCAGCUUUACCAAGUUAAUAAAGAGACUUCAAGAAAGGCAUCCAGAGUUUAGCAGAGCUGAAAUUGUGGAAGCUGUGCAGGAGGUGAGGAAAAUCAACAAAGGUGUCCUGAGUGGCUUGGCCAUUAGUUCUAUCGAGGAAAAGACCUCUGCCAUUCUGAGGAGAUCGAUGCCUCUGGGCUGCGAGGGGGAGAGGGCGAUAAGGAGAGCCCGGGCUCCAUCCCAGGGGAGCGGAUCCCCCUCGUUCCCCCCGCGCUGCCGCCGGGAGAGCGGGGCGGGAGCGGGGCCGGGCCCGCCCCUCCCCUCUGGCAGCGCCGCGGGCGCGGAGCCCGCCCGGCCCCGGGAGCGGAGCCGCUCCUGCCGCGGGGCCAUGGCCCUGCUCCCGCGGCGCUUCCUCUGCUUCGUGCUGGCCCAGCACUUCAUCGCGGCCACGGCGUGCCAGGAGGCCGACUACGGCUGGAUGAUCCGGCACUACUGCCUCAAGCAGUUCCAGCUCAGCAUGGAGGGCAUCGGCCAGCGCCUCUGGUGUGACUGGGACGAGACCGUGGGCACUUACGGGGAGCUGACGAACUGCACGGCUCUGAUCGCCGAGAGGCUCGACUGCUACUGGCCCAACCGGCUGGUGGACGAAUUCUUCGUGGCCGUGCACAAACAAUACUUCAGGAACUGCUCCCCGUCGGGCCGGGCGCUGCACGAUCCCCCGAACGGUGUCCUGUGUCCCUUCAUCGUGCUGCCCGUCCUGGUCACCCUGCUGAUGACAGCGCUCGUGGUGUGGAGGAGCAAACGCAGCGAGGGCAUCGUGUAGGGCCGGGGCGGGCGGCUCUGCCCCGGAACGCGCCGGCUGUUUGGGAAGAGCCUGCCAGAGGAGCAGCACGGAGGGUACCGAGCUUCGGAGGCAGGGACAGCAUCGCCACCGCUCCUCCUCCGCGGCUGUGCCCCGUGGUUUCCAAAUAAAUGGCAUUUAAGCGAUGGUUGUCGGGCAGAACGGGCUGCCCGGGGAGCGCCGCUCAGCCCGCACCGGCGCUGCCGAGCCCUGCUCCGCCUCUGCCGGCCGCUUCCCCCCGGGAUCCCCUGCCAAGCAGGAAAAUUUUCAAGAUAAAAAAAAAACAAACCCGAGGGGGUGUGGGGAGUUGAAAUCCUGCCGGGCCUGCAGUGGUAGUGCGGCAUCAACACACGUGCGGUCAGCGAGUCUGGGUGCGCCUGAACAUCCUCGGCUUCCUCUCCGUCCGAGAAAGGAUUCCCCCACACGAGGAAAGGGAUCUUCUCCCCCAGCCCCCUGCACAAGGCCGGGGUUUGCACGAGCUGGGCUUUGCCUGGGAGCCGGGGAACUACGGGGAGAGGUCGGCGGUGGGAGCGGGUGGGGCCCUGGGGCUAACGAGGAACGGGAGUAAGGUGCUUUUCCUACCUAAGUAAAUAAAUACAUGAAUAAACCAGGUGACUGUCUCGGUGAAGGCUGAGGUGGAACCUCCCCCUCAGUGCCCUCAUUCUGUGAUGGCAGAGAGCCCCAAGAGUGCUGCCCCUUUGCCAUGAGCACGGGGUGGGGCAGUGGGGUCCCUGGGGAGGUUCCUGGGCGUGGGUGGCCAGGUCCAGG